This is a messenger RNA of Theobroma umbraticum, 2808 nucleotides long. Its product is annotated as zinc finger (C3HC4-type RING finger) family protein / BRCT domain-containing protein. The record is from RefSeq and is a predicted model, not a curated record. Lineage: Eukaryota; Viridiplantae; Streptophyta; Magnoliopsida; Malvales; Malvaceae.
UGGAAAGAAAAAGAAAUAUUCAUCUAAACAAUAGUUUUCCUCUCUUUUUCUCUCGAUCUUUAAUUUUCUCUCACUUGGGUUUCCUCCGAAUCUCCCCAAAUUUACCUUCACAUUCUCCAAGUUUCCCCAUUAAAACCAAAAAAGAAAAGGAAAAAGAAAAGACAAUACAAAAGCAUGGAAUCAGUGGUGGCGACGGUGAGUGGGUACCGCGGCUCAGAGCGGUUCAAUCUAAUCAAGCUCAUCUCUCAUGCAGGCGCCAAUUAUGUUGGCUCUUUGUCUCAAUCAACCACCCAUUUGGUAUGUUGGAGAUUCGAAGGAAGAAAAUAUGAACUUGCUAAGAAGUUAAAGACGAUAAUCCUAAAUCAUCGGUGGUUUGAAGAUUGUAUAAAGGAAGGGAAGCGUUUGCCUGAGGCUCCUUAUAUGUUGCAAAGUGGAGAAGAAAUGGGACCUUUGUUGCUGGAGAUCCAUGAUCUUGCAAAGGAGGAUGCCUUGACUAAAAGAUGCAAAGUGUUUUCAGACAAAUCCAAUGUUCAUGAUGAUGCUAGAGAUGAAACAAUUGAUAUUGGCUAUGGAGGUUCUGGCUUAUCUGGUUGGUCGAAAUCUGCAUUGUUGGAUGAGAAUCUAUUUUCAGGGCUUGAGAAAAUCAAGGGUUGUUCCUCUAAACUGAAAUCUAAACCAUUUAGAAAAUCUUUGAAGGAGGAAAAUUGUUUUAGUAGUAGAAACUACUUUCAGGAGACUAGUUCAUAUGGAUUAGAUAGGAAAAAGCAUGGACAGUCAAGUUCUGAUGCUUCUAUACCUCCUAUGAGGAACAAAAGGAAGAUCUCAAAGAACAAAGAGCUGAAUGCUCAUUGUUCCACUCACUUGAUGAGGGAAGAAAGAAACAUUCCUAACAGUAGCAGAGACACUUGUUUGGCUGAAUCUUGUCAGAGAAACAGACGGAGGCUUGUGAAGAAUGUUAAUAGAGAAAUUGUUGUGUCUGGCCUUUCAGAUUCUGAGCAAGAGUGCUAUCCACCCAGGGUCCAUGAGCAAUACAGUGGAGUUAUAUAUCCAUCUGACCAUUCACUUGAUCAAAGGACUGUUAGUUUAUUUGAAAUUGGAGCACCAUCUAGUUAUGACUUCAGUAAGCAUAGGGGAGUAGAUGAAGAAAUUGAAGAAGUUGAGGAGAUCAAAUUAUGGAACCAUCAACUUCCUUCCACAAGUUCAACUUUGCCUGUAAAGGAUGCACCAUCUGUCUCUGAAAGACCUUCACCGGAUGGGUGCUUUGAUGUUGAGAAAGAAAGCCAAGAUGUUGGUCAAAUAGAGCUUGCUUCCAGAUUACCCAAUUCAACGGAAUUAUCAUGUGUUAUAUGUUGGACUGAGUUUAGUGCAACCAGAGGGGUUUUGCCUUGUGGACAUCGAUUUUGCUAUUCAUGUAUCCAGGACUGGGCUGACCAUAUGAUUUCAAGGAGAAAGACUUCAACCUGUCCUUUGUGCAAGGCAAGUUUCAUGAGCAUCACUAAGGUGGAGGAUGCGGCCAUCUGUGAUCAAAAAAUUUUCUCCCAAACCAUUCCAUGUGCCACAUCAGCAAUGGAUGUUUCUAUUCUUCCUGAUCAAGAAAGACCUAGUUUUGGUGUUCAGUCUUCAUCAGCUUUUGUUUGCGUAAAGUGCCGUUGUCGAGAACCUGAGGAUCUUCUUGUCAGCUGUCAUCUUUGCCUGAUAAGAAACAUCCAUACAUACUGUCUUGAUCCUCCUUUAUUACCAUGGACCUGCAUUCACUGCAAGGAUCUGGAGAGGCUCCCCUCUUAUUCCUUCUAAUAUAGAUAUCUUGAUACUGAUAAUUCAUCUAGAAGAUGAUCAUCUACUACUGCAGCAUUCUUUUAACCUUGAGUUGUCUAUAACAUGAUGCUGUAUUUUCUGUAAAAAAGUAUCCUUUGUGAUAGUGGUUAUGCUAGCUGUUUUUUGAACCAAAGGUUCUUGAUGCAUGUCUGGCAGAUUUGUCCUGUUUAUUCUUACUUGAUGGCAUAUGAACUGCAACAAUCUCCAAAUUCUCUGUUAGUACUACAUCAACAUGAUGUGUGAUAAUAAGUUUCGGAAUAAGAUGCAAGGAGUUAUAUCACCCUCUUUUUGAUGAAUGGGUAACAUCUUCUAUUUUUAUUCUUUUUGCCCUGUUGUUGGUGAAUUAAUUGUGUUGAUGAUGCUAGAUGCAUGGCCUGUCUUGCCUGCGUGAUGUUUUGUGUUUGUGAUAUACUGGUUGUGAUACACGUGAGAUAUUUUUGGUUAUCAUUUGCUGGCUGUGGUUCCUGUUGUAUUGAACCCUCUUGAACAGUUGGGAAUUUUUGCUGGAUUAGUAUGAGAAUUCUGAAUUGGAAUGUUAGGUUGCCUUAAGAGUGCAGUAAAAGUAAGAACUCUUAGAAGAAUUGUCAGCUGCACCAAGUCAGAUAUGGUUUUGAUCCAAGAGACCAGAAUGGAAUCCUUGGAUGACGGAUGGUUAAGGAGAUUCUAGGGGGAUAAUAACUUUGGUUGGGUAUUUGGACCGUCUAUAGGAAGAUCCAGGGGACUUUUGAAGGCUAUAAAUGAAAUGGGUUGGUGGACAAUGCGUUGGAUGACCACAGGGCAGCAGAUAGCAAAGAAGACCAGAAGUGGUAUUUCAUGGAUACUCCCGAGUGACAAUGAAUUAAAAUAUCACGUUGAUGGCUCUGCGGGAGGCAAACCCGGUGGGUUGUGGUGGCGUAUUUAGGGACGGUAAUGGCUGUGGGCUAUGUGAAAGAUUGUAUUUUUUCUUUGGUUUACUGGAACUGUUAGAAUCUAUGAACGGAUUGUAGUUUUUUA